CUAACCAGCAUUCUUAAUAUUCCACAUUUUUUUAUGGAUUCCCUAAAGAGACCUUCUCUGUUCUAUUCUUUCUUCUUGGCAUUGUUGCUUUGUAGCAAUGCUGUUCAAGCCAGCCAGAAUUACGAGGACGCGCUCGCAAAAUCCAUAUUGUUUUUCCAGGGUCAACGGUCCGGUAGACUGCCCUUGUCCCAGUCCCAAAAUCUCCGUUGGCGGUCCGCUUCUGGCCUGGGCGAUGGUUCCCAAGCGCGAGUGAACUUGGUUGGAGGGUAUUAUGAUGCUGGUGACAAUGUGAAAUUUAACUUCCCUAUGGCCUACACAACUACUAUGUUGUCAUGGAGUGCAUUGGAGAACUCAAAGCGGUUGGGCCCACAACUAGAGAAUGUACGAGUGGCGAUCAGGUGGGCGACGGACUACCUUAUUAAGUGUGCUACAGCAACCCCGGGUGUGCUUUAUGUGGGCGUGGGAGACCCGAAUGUAGACCACAAGUGUUGGGAGAGACCAGAGGACAUGGACACCGUUCGAACCGUCUACUCUGUCUCCAGAAAUAAACCUGGGUCUGAUGUUGCUGCUGAAACUGCAGCCGCUUUAGCCGCUGCUUCCUUAGUGUUUCGAAAAGUGGAUUCUGCGUACUCCAAGUUGUUGUUAAGAACAGCAAAGUCUGUGUUUCAGUUUGCUGCACAGUACAGGGGUUCUUAUAGUGAUUCACUUGGUUCAGCAGUUUGUCCAUUUUAUUGUUCUUAUUCAGGUUAUAAGGAUGAAUUGUUGUGGGGAGCUGCAUGGUUGCUAAGGGCAACAAAAGAUGUAUCAUACCGCAAUUUUAUUGAUUCGUUAGGUGCUCAUGAUUCGACGGAUAUAUUCAGCUGGGACGACAAACUUGCAGGUGCUCGAGUUCUUCUAGCUAGGGGGAGUUUGGUGGCAAAUGAUAAGUCAUAUGAGCCAUUCAAACAACAAGCUCAAGAUUUCAUGUGCAGAAUUCUACCCAAUUCCCCUUAUUCCACUACACAAUAUACUAGCGGGGGUCUAAUGUUCAAACUACCUGAUAAUAAUCUCCAAUAUGUGGCAUCCAUAACCAACUUGCUCACAACCUAUGCCAAGUACAUGCAAUCAGCCAAAAGCACCUUCAAUUGUGGCAACAUAUUAGUCACCCCAAAGACCCUAAUCAAUCUUGCAAGGAAACAGGUGGACUAUAUAUUGGGAGAUAACCCAAUGAGGAUGUCAUAUAUGGUAGGAUAUGGCACAAACUUCCCAAAAAGAAUUCAUCACAGAGGGUCCUCACUACCCUCAAAAACAACUCAUCCCCAGUCAUUUGGAUGUGAAGGCGGUUUCCAACCCUUCUAUUACACUUCUAACCCGAACCCAAACAUACUGGUCGGUGCAAUCGUCGGUGGUCCAAACAACAAUGAUUUCUACCCUGACGAGCGAACCGAUUAUAGUCACUCGGAACCUGCCACAUACAUCAAUGGAGCUAUAGUUGGGCCUUUGGCAUUCUUAUCAGGGAGAUAAGGUCCUUGGCUUAUAGAUUUAGAAUUUCAAAAUGCAUGUAUUAGUUAUGUGUGUUUGUUGUAUUAAAAUCAAGUAAUUGCCACCUCAAAAUGAAGGUGAUGAAUACAAAUGUUUAAGUUGCAAAAGACUUGAAA
This is a messenger RNA of Helianthus annuus (common sunflower), 1637 nucleotides long. Its product is annotated as endoglucanase 9. Gene Ontology annotation, molecular function: hydrolase activity, hydrolyzing O-glycosyl compounds. The record is from RefSeq and is a predicted model, not a curated record. Gene Ontology annotation, biological process: carbohydrate metabolic process. The transcript is spliced from 6 exons. The coding region runs from base 34 to 1503 and encodes 489 amino acids. NCBI's taxonomy places the organism in Eukaryota, Viridiplantae, Streptophyta, Magnoliopsida, Asterales, Asteraceae.